Messenger RNA from Zychaea mexicana, 1811 nucleotides. RefSeq lists its product as uncharacterized. The transcript is spliced from 3 exons. Gene Ontology annotation, molecular function: protein binding. NCBI's taxonomy places the organism in Eukaryota, Fungi, Mucoromycota, Mucoromycetes, Mucorales, Lichtheimiaceae. Bases 1 to 1761 code for a protein of 586 amino acids. The record is from RefSeq and is a predicted model, not a curated record.
AUGCCAUUCAUGACAGUGGAGCCUGUGUGUUUUAUAUAUGAUAUUCGGCGUGGAAUUUGGCAGAGGCAGCAACUUCAACCAUAUCCUGACUACACACCUUUCGUAGCUCCAGCGGCAGCGAUCGGCUCGCGUAUUUACAUGUUUGGUGGGCGUCAAGUCAUGUCUACAACGUUGUCGAAUGAUGUGGUCGUACUUGAUAUAGAGACGUGGUCGUUCGAGCGGAUAAGAUUGAUGCGUGGGCAGGUGCCUCGACCUCGGCAUGAUCAUACCGUGGAUGUGUUGAACAGGCGAUACUUGGUUGUGUUUGGAGGUGCCUGCUCCAACUCGCCGGGAGAAAACGAUUUGCAUCUGUUCGAUACCGAAACAAAUACUUGGAACGAACCUAGAACAGAAGGGCAGAUACCUCCAAUUCGGUUUGGACAUGCAUCUGCGGUGCUCCAGGACGAUCUGUACAUCUUUGGCGGGUGCCAAAUUCAGCCCGAAUGGAAUAUGGUUCACGAUGUGCUGUAUCGCUUGGACACGGAGACAUGGACAUGGUACAAGUACGAUCAUCCAGAGGCCUACUCGUAUCGCCGCGGAGAUGCUGUGAUGAGAUCUGAACCGAUCGCCGACUCGCUACGGCGUGAUCUGAUCCUGGAGACGACUGGAAAUCCGCCACGCGAUCGAUUUUAUUGUACAAUGCAAGCGAUCGGAUCACACAAGCUGGUUGUAUUUGGUGGUCAAACAGUACGCCAAGAUCGCGAUGAUAAUAACAUCCUCCAUGCACACUCGCUACGAUCCAUCGAUGUGUUCAAUAUCCGCCGGAAACACUGGUCUGCAAUCUCAACCACAUCUUUUGAUGGCGAGCACCAUGCCUAUCCGCAAGACUUGACGUGUUUCAUGCUCUCCGACAAUCAACAAGACGGAGGAUAUAGUUUGCUUUUGAUCGGUCAGCAAAAGACAUUUUCCUUGUCCACCGGUGAUUCUUCGUCCGGUGCCAGCAGUGGAGAGUUGUAUCAACACACCGGUUCGACACCAUCUACAGGUGGGGGCUCGCUCACACACAUUUCGCCACCUAUGCGGCCUCAACCUAUGGCGGCUCCGGAGCAUGAUACGUACUCUAUAACGCCUCAUCCGCCAACAACACGUCAACCGCAACCACCGUCAUUGAUGCAUGCACAUACUUCCUCUGAACCGUCAAACACAACACGCCAUCUUGUUUCGUCUUCUUCUUCAACAGCAACAGGAACAAUAGCAACAUCACCACCAUCGCAUGUCCACCCUUAUGCAGCAUAUAUCCCGGCGACACACCACCAUCACCACCAUCAUCACCAUCAUCACCAAUUUCGACAACCGUCUUCUGGAGGUACCGAUGCUUUGGAUCAGCGUACACGUCGUGCACAUAGUAGGCCUGUGACAGAUUAUGAGGGAUUUUUGGAACACAUCAACGCGUAUGAGGAAUAUAUCCAAAAUCCAUCAGCAAGGAAUCGUGGAUCACAACAAAGUGGAAGUAGUGGGGAUUCACUAGCAAGUCAUUCACUUCCUGCACCUUCCUCUUUCUCUGCUCAUCCCAUAGAGUCUGCAACGACGACGAUGGCGACGCUACAGCCUCCACAUCCACCAGUAACAACAGCAAUACCGACGAUGCAAGAUCAUCCUGUAUUUUCACCAAUAUCUGAAGGGGACAUGGGCGAUCAGAGCGGGGGUAGCAGUAGUAGUAGUCAUAGGCAACAUUACAACAUUGAGCCACUUUGCAUGAUGCUGACUUUGGAUCGCGAAUAAAAAAAGUUUCGUUGCUGUUUUCAUUAUGUAUUUGUUUGUUUGGAUGUGCA